AGGUGUUCAGGUUGAAUGUGUGGCAGACACAAGGAAGCCAUAACUUUAAUGAAAACUCACUGACAAACAUUUAGCUCGAGUAGCCAAGGUAUUAUGUUUGCAAAUAAAAAAGCUUGGUUUUCAAGCAGUGUUUCACAGCCACGUCGGGAUUUUUGGUUAGAAGAGGAGGGAAUAGUUACAGGAUGGAGAACAGCAGAUUACCUUUUCAGUGAUGAUGCUGCACACCCGGACACCCUUUGGAUUUUUCAAAGUAAGGUGUACCUCUGGGACAAGAUCACAGUUUUUCACAGCUUGUUCCUGUGUGUGUGUAAAAAGCGACAGAGUGUAAAGUCAGUGAGGAUCGGCCACUAUGUGCUACCUCCUGUCCCAGUGCAGCAUGCAGUGAGGAAUGUGGUUGGAAGGCUGAUUUGGGAGCAUGACCAACCAAAUACGCAGAGUUUUGCUGACCAGGCUGCCAGCAAUUCCAAGAAAGAGGAGUGCAGCACAGACGAGUUUGUUACAGUUUGAAUGCAAACAUUGGACAGCACAAAACACGAAAUACAUAAAUCUUCCUAUUCUUGCAGGAAUGAUUCAUUCAGUUCCAGCACAUCAGAGAACAGAUUGUGUACAUGUUAUAUUAAAGGAUGAUUCAUUCGGUGACAGUGUUACAGGUGAAAUAUUCAGCAUUUGUAAAUCUUUAGUUGAACUGAGGAAGUUCAUGUUGGGCUGAUUUGCUAUUUUGCUCUUUGUUCUUUUAGGGCAUUGUCAGCAUGUAGGGCUGCAAAAAUGUACUAGUGUGACUUUUGUUAUCAGCAUGCGGUUGAUUUUGCAUAUGUAUGAAAUAUUCACUCAAUGUAAAUGAAUGAAUUCUA
Messenger RNA from Syngnathoides biaculeatus (alligator pipefish), 851 nucleotides. It is a transcript of the gene terb2, whose product is annotated as telomere repeat binding bouquet formation protein 2. Bases 94 to 507 code for a protein of 137 amino acids. The transcript has 5 exons. The record is from RefSeq and is a predicted model, not a curated record. Gene Ontology annotation, cellular component: nuclear inner membrane. Gene Ontology annotation, biological process: meiotic attachment of telomere to nuclear envelope; homologous chromosome pairing at meiosis. Lineage: Eukaryota; Metazoa; Chordata; Actinopteri; Syngnathiformes; Syngnathidae.